Molecule: messenger RNA, 1580 nt
Organism: Pteronotus mesoamericanus
Lineage: Eukaryota; Metazoa; Chordata; Mammalia; Chiroptera; Mormoopidae
Gene: B4GALNT2
Product: beta-1,4-N-acetyl-galactosaminyltransferase 2 (SID blood group)
Exons: 11
Coding region: 66-1580 (504 amino acids)
Biological process (GO): UDP-N-acetylgalactosamine metabolic process; UDP-N-acetylglucosamine metabolic process
Cellular component (GO): Golgi membrane
Molecular function (GO): acetylgalactosaminyltransferase activity
Source: RefSeq, a predicted model, not a curated record
AGCUCUGCUCAACCAGCUCGCUCCGCUCUGUCCGGCUGUGUUGGUUCGAGGUGGCCUGAUUCAGAAUGACCUUGUACAGCAGCUCUAGAUUCCUGUGGCUCUUCAAGAUGUCCGUCUUCAUCUUAGUAGCUGGCAUGGUUUUGUUCAUUCUCAGAGGGGUAGUCCUUCAUGAAGAGUUCAGCCUCCACCCAGAGUUCCCACGUCCUGCUCAGGCGGUGCCGCUGCCGAAGCUGCUGCCCGAGGAUCGUCUCAGGAAACUCUUUACCUACGAUGAAAUCUGGCUGUUCCCCAAAAAUCACUGCCAGUGUGAAACCAAACAGCAGGGCUACAACUUUCAGGAGGCCUAUGCCCGGACAGACCUUCCUGCCGUGAACGCGAGGAGGCAGGCUGAAUUUGAACACUUUCAGAGGAGAGAAGGGCUGCCACGCCCACCGCCCCUGCUGGCUCCGCCCAACCUUCCCUUUGGGUACCCGGUCCACGGGGUGGAGGUGAUGCCCCUGCAUACUAUUCUUAUCCCAGGUCUCCAGUUUGAUGGACCCAACGCUACCAUCUAUGAGGUCACCCUGACUGCUUCUUUGGGGACAUUCAACACCCUCGUUGACAUCCCAGACAGUGUGGUGCGGGGCAGAGGCCAGAAGCAGCUGACCAUUACGACCAGGGACCGGAAGCUUUUGAAUUUCAUCCUCCAGCACGUGACCUACACCAGCACGGUGUACCAGCUGCACAGGGUGGAUGUGGUGAGUCUGGAGUCCAAGUCCUCAGUAGCCAAGUUUCCAGUGACCGUGCGCCAACCUGUCAUGCCCAAAUUAUAUGACCCUGGACCAGAGAGGAAACUCAGAGACCUGGUGACUAUUGCCACCAAAACUUUCCUCCGUCCCCACAAGCUCAUGACCAUGCUCCGGAGUGUUCGUGAGUAUUACCCAGACUUGACUGUGAUUGUGGCUGAUGACAGCAAGGAACCUUUGAGAAUUAAUGACAGCCAUGUGGAGUACUACAUCAUGCCCUUUGGGAAGGGUUGGUUUGCUGGUAGGAAUUUGGCCAUAUCUCAAGUCACCACCAAAUACGUUCUCUGGGUGGACGAUGACUUUGUUUUCAACAACAAGACCAAGAUUGAGAUGCUGGUGGAUGUUCUGGAGAAAACUGAACUGGACGUGGUAGGUGGCAGUGUACUUGGAAACGUGUUCCAGUUUAAGCUCUUGCUGGAGCCAGGUGAGAAUGGCGGCUGUCUUCACCGGAGGGCAGGAUCGUUCCGGCCCCUGGAGGGCUUCCCCAACUGUGUGGUGACCAGUGGCGUUGUCAACUUCUUCCUGGCCCACACAGACCGACUGCUGAGAAUUGGCUUCGACCCCCGCCUGCAACGAGUCGCUCAUUCAGAGUUCUUUAUUGAUGGCCUCGGGAGCCUGCUCGUGGGGUCCUGCCCAGACGUGAUUAUAGGUCACCAGGCCCAUUCUCCAGAGGUAGACAAGGGGCUGGCUGCCCUGGAGAAGACCUACGGCAAAUACCGGGCCAACACCAAUGCCCAAAUCCAGUUCAAGCUGGCUCUCCACUACUUCAAGAACCAUCUCCAAUGCUCUACAUAA